Messenger RNA from Sciurus carolinensis (gray squirrel), 2741 nucleotides. It is a transcript of the gene Slc39a12, whose product is annotated as solute carrier family 39 member 12. Bases 206 to 2281 code for a protein of 691 amino acids. The transcript has 13 exons. Gene Ontology annotation, molecular function: zinc ion transmembrane transporter activity. Gene Ontology annotation, cellular component: membrane. The record is from RefSeq and is a predicted model, not a curated record. Lineage: Eukaryota; Metazoa; Chordata; Mammalia; Rodentia; Sciuridae. Gene Ontology annotation, biological process: intracellular zinc ion homeostasis; zinc ion import across plasma membrane.
CCUCCAGCUCCCAGCGUACAGUCAAGGAAUUUUAAAAACACGGACAUGAAACCACAAAAUGUUCUCUGAGAUUUAAAAGCUUGCGGAACUCCAGAUAAAUAAUCGUUUAUCUUUCUUAAGAAAUUCUUCUGGUCUCAAGAUUAUCCUGUGAACAGCCACCCACUCACCCCAUCUAAGACAGAUUCAAAGUAAAGGAAGAGUGGAAAUGUGUUUGUGGACCAAACGUUCAGAAUUUUGGGUGCCAUUGUUCUUUCUACUCAGUCUGAUUCCCUUGACUGAGACAGACAAACCCUCAACCAAGGACAGCAGCAGUAUUGGGAGUCAAGGCCUACUGGCAGAAGUACUACAGGUUUUCUCUGCUGGUGACCACCCACCCCUCAACCACUCACGAAGCCUCAUCAAAACACUGUUGGAGAAGACGGGGUGCCCCCGGAGGACAAAUGGAAUGCAAGGAGAUUGCAAGCUGUGUUUUGAACCAGAUGCCCUAUUACUAAUAGCUGGAGGAGACCUUGAAGAUCAGCUUAGAGAGGAGGUGGUCCAGAGAGUCUCUCUUCUCCUCCUCUAUUACAUUAUUCACCAGGAAGAGAUCUGUUCUUCAAAGUUCAACAUGAGUAAUAAAGAGUAUAAAUUUUACCUACACAGCCUCCUGAGCCUCAGGCAGGAUGAAGACUCCUAUUUCCUUUCACAGAAUGAGACAGAAGAUAUCUUGGCUUUCACCAGGCAGCACUUUGACACAUCCAGAAGCCAGUGUAUGGAAACUAGAAGGCUGCACAAAAAGUCUGGAAUCUUGAGUAGUGACGGUGCCGAUGAAAAUACACUUCCCAGGCUGGCGGCCACCAUCAUUGCUUUGUCCCUCCAGGGUGUUUGUCUGGGACGAAGAAAUUUGCCAACCCCAGAUUAUUUUACAGAAUAUAUUUUCAGUUUCUUGAAUAGGACAAAUACUCUCCACUUCUCAGAACUAGACCAACUCCUCAAUACUCUCUGGAGCAGAAACACCUGUAUUAAAAAGGAUAAAAGCUAUCAACUUCAAAGGAAACAAAACAACCUAACAAUCCAUGAUUGGGGCUAUCCUCGUCUAUCUGUAUCUGUGGACAAAGAUUCAGAAGAUGGUCCAAUUUCCUGGGAUCAGACUUGCUUCUCUGCUCAGCAGCUGGUGGAGAUAUUUCUACGGAAUAGCUUUUCCCCCAUUUCUAAGGAGGACUUUAAGCAGAUGAGUCCAGGGAUCAUCCAGCAACUACUCAGCUGCUCUUGCCACUUGCCCACCGACCAGCAAGCAAAACUUUUACCCACUACACUGGAGAAAUAUGGCUACAGCACAGUGGCUGUGACACUUCUCACACUGGGUUCCAUGCUUGGGACAGCACUGGUCCUUUUCCACAACUGUGAAGAGAACUACAACCUUAUUUUACAGCUGUUUGUGGGUUUGGCUGUUGGGACACUCUCUGGGGAUGCCCUGCUCCACCUUAUCCCUCAGGUUCUUGGUUUAGAUAGGCAGGAAGUCACAGAGUUUGAACAUUUCCAUGAAAGCAAAGGUCAUAUUUGGAAACUGAUGGGUUUAAUUGGAGGCAUUCAUGGAUUUUUUUUGAUAGAAAAAUGUUUUAUUCUUCUUGUAUCACCAAAUGCCAAGCAGGGCCUGUCAUUGGCUAAUGGGCACGUGGGACAUUCCCACCAUCUUGCACUCAACCCUGAAUUAAGUGACCAGUCAGGCAGAGGCAAAUCUGCUUCAACCAUCCAGUUGAAAGGUCCAGAAGAUUUACAGGCUGCUGAGAGUCCCAUAGACAGUAUGCCAGCCACCCACAGAAAAUGCAAAGCCAUUAGCUUGUUAGCCAUAAUGAUUCUGGUUGGGGACAGCCUGCAUAAUUUUGCAGAUGGCUUAGUGCUAGGAGCAGCCUUCUCAUCCUCAUCUGAAUCAGGAGUGACCACAACAAUUGCUAUCUUGUGUCAUGAAAUUCCACAUGAAAUGGGAGACUUUGCUGUACUUUUAAGCUCUGGACUUUCUGUUAAGACUGCCAUCCUGAUGAAUUUUAUAAGUGCACUAACUGCCUUCGUAGGACUAUACAUUGGCCUCUCAGUGUCCACUGAUCCAUGUGUUCAAGACUGGAUCUUAACAGUCACCGCUGGAAUGUUCUUAUAUUUAUCCUUGGUGGAGAUGCUUCCUGAAAUGACUCAUGUUCAAACACGACGACCCUGGAUGAUGUUUCUCCUGCAGAACAUUGGAUUGAUCUUAGGUUGGCUUUCUCUCUUACUCUUGGCUAUAUAUGAACAAAACAUUAAAAUAUAAAUUAACAUUCUCAAAAUUCCAUCGAAAAUGAAGUUACAUGGUCUCAUUUCAUUUCUUGUGUUGUAUUCUACAGUGAUUAGUAAAUUAAGCAUUUCUUAUCUCAAGUGCAGUAGGUGCCUUUGAAUUCAUUAACCUGUUAAUUUUUAAAUGCAGUUUUGGUUUUGGAAAUAUCUAAAGGUCAGACUGUCAUCAUCGCAAUUUUGGAUUUUUGUUUCCAACACUGUGAUGGAACUUAUUAUUUUGUGUAAACUCAAUUAAUUCUAGUAAUCUUAAAAAAAUGUUGUUUCCCUAUGAAAGAAUAUUUGUUCAUAGUGUUUGAAGUAGACAGAUGCCUGUUGGGAUGAAAUCAGCUGCGACCUUUCUGAUGUCACUUAUAUAUUUUUUUUUCCUGUGAGAUUUUAAAAUCAAAAGCAAACUAAAUAACAAAGAAAUGUAAUAAAGUCUCGUUUUAAUGUGGUGA